CGCGCUGAGGCCUUGAGCCCCAAGAGGCGGGUGGGUGCGCGCGCUUCCUCGCGCACGCGCGCACGGAGGGGGAGACUGCCGCUGUGACGCUGCUGCGGCGGGCGGGCGGCGGCGCGUGAGGCGCGCGAUUCCCCGUGUCUUGGGAGCAGUGCCCCAGCCCCCGCCGCUCCCGCUGCCGCCAUGUCGGGCCGGUCCGUCCGGGCCGAGACCCGCAGUCGGGCCAAGGACGACAUCAAGAAGGUGAUGGCGGCCAUCGAGAAAGUGCGGAAAUGGGAGAAAAAGUGGGUGACUGUGGGUGACACAUCCCUUAGGAUAUUUAAAUGGGUUCCUGUAACAGACAGCAAGGAGAAAGAAAAGUCAAAAUCGAACAGUUCAGCAGCCCGGGAACCUAAUGGCUUUCCCUCUGAUGCUUCAGCCAAUUCCUCUCUCCUUCUUGAAUUCCAGGAUGAAAACAGCAACCAGAGUUCUGUGUCUGACGUCUAUCAACUCAAGGUGGACAGCAGCACCAACUCAAGCCCCAGCCCCCAGCAGAGUGAGUCCCUGAGCCCAGCACACACCUCUGACUUCCGCACAGAUGACUCCCAGCCCCCUACUCUGGGCCAGGAGAUCCUCGAGGAGCCCUCCCUGCCCGCUUCAGAAGUUGCUGAUGAACCUCCCACCCUCACGAAGGAAGAACCAGUUCCACUAGAGACACAGAUUGCUGAGGAAGAGGAAGACUCAGGUGCCCCACCCCUGAAACGCUUCUGUGUGGACCAACCCGCAGUGCCGCAGACAGCAUCAGAAAGCUAGCACCAUCCUGGCGCCCUUCGCCUCCUGGCCCCCUGCCUCUAUUUAUUGCAUUCUGGUUCUGGCCGUGCUUUGUUGCUGGGGUAAGGGCAAGCACUGGGCUCCAGAGCUUGCACAUAGGAGCCUUCUGGGCUGGAAGGGUGACAUAGGACUUGGGGUGAUAGCAUCAUCUUCCCAUCCCUGGCACCUGUGUUUGCUUGCUCCUGAGAAGAGGAGCACUCAUGUUCUUUUUGCACCCCAAGUAGGCUGGGGUGUCAGCCAUCCCAAGGUUCAUCUGUCACCUCCAGGUAGCAGUCUCUGCUCCAGAACCUCUGGACUGAGCCGCUGGCUCUUCUACAGGAGGAUGUGGAAGGAGAUGUGGAAGGCACCCUCUAGAGAAGAGAGUGCCCAGGGUUACUUGAACUUGAAUGGAGACUGUAGAUUCAUGGACUUUCCUAUCAGGCUAGGGGCCUGUAAGCUGCUGUUGGAGAAGGCCUGGUAGAGACUUUGGAGGGAAGGGAAGGCUGUGCACGAGGGCGGAAAAGUCUGUAUAGAUUUCUGUCCUGACACUUCUGCCCAUUCCUGAGGUUAUCCUGCCUCUCAUGGGCUCUCCAGCUGCUGACAGUCCUUUGUCCCCUGCUGCAACCACCCCCUUUCCCCAACACACACACACACGCAGACACACGCAGACACACAUACACACACAGCUUUCCCUGGUCUCACCUGUAUGUUUCAUUCCAGCAUCCCCUGCCUCUUGCCACAGACUCUGCCCCAGCAAGGAUUUGAGGUUCUGCCAACAGUACCCAUCCCCCACAGUACUCCUUCAGCUCAGACUUUCUAGAAAGUUCCCUCUUCUUUGAAAUCUGCAUGUUUAAUUGAACUUUGUGAUUUUAUUUUUUGUUCAAAAAAGUUUAAGAAAAUGGAAAUGGGCAACAGUGAGUGAAGACAUAUUUUAGCACUGAAUAGAAUAUUUUUAAAAUUAAACUAUUUGAAAUACGU
Leopardus geoffroyi (Geoffroy's cat) is the source of this 1764-nucleotide messenger RNA. RefSeq names its product BAF chromatin remodeling complex subunit BCL7B (gene BCL7B). The record is from RefSeq and is a predicted model, not a curated record. The transcript is spliced from 6 exons. Lineage: Eukaryota; Metazoa; Chordata; Mammalia; Carnivora; Felidae. Bases 181 to 789 code for a protein of 202 amino acids.